This is a messenger RNA of Camelus dromedarius (Arabian camel), 5729 nucleotides long. It is a transcript of the gene ADGB, whose product is annotated as androglobin. Gene Ontology annotation, molecular function: oxygen binding; protein binding; heme binding. The record is from RefSeq and is a predicted model, not a curated record. The coding region runs from base 11 to 4996 and encodes 1661 amino acids. The transcript has 37 exons. Lineage: Eukaryota; Metazoa; Chordata; Mammalia; Artiodactyla; Camelidae. Gene Ontology annotation, biological process: proteolysis.
AGCCCCUGCCAUGACCUCCAAACAAACCAGAAAGAAAGAGGUGCAUCGUAUCAACUCGGCGCACGGAUCGGAUAAAUCUAAAGAUCAGUAUGUUUUUGGCAGUAAUGUACAGCCCAGCGAACAGAAGAAGGGGAGGUUUCCAAUCUGGCCGGAAUGGAGUGAAGCCGACAUAAAUGCUGAAAAGUGGGAUGCAGGCAAAGGUGGAAAGGAGAAGGACAAAACGGGGAAAAGCCCUGUACUUCAUUUUUUUGAAGACCCUGAAGGAAAGAUUGAAUUGCCGCCAUCAUUGAAAAUUUAUUCCUGGAAACGUCCACAGGAUUUUUUAAUUAAUCAGGCUCCAGUGGUUGUGAAAAAUGAAAUCCUGUUUGACUUGUUUUCAGCAAACGAGCACUUGAUCUGCAGUGAGCUGAUGAGAUGGAUUAUCAGUGAGAUCUAUGCCGUGUGGAAGAUCUUCAACAGGGGUGCUUUGAACAGUUAUUUCAAAAGGACGUCAGGGGAGCCUCCUCUUCUGACCUGGAAGCCCUGGGAACACAUUUACUCCCUGUGCAAGGCUGUGAAAGGUCACAUGCCCUUGUUCAACAGCUAUGGAAAGUAUGUUGUGAAACUUUACUGGAUGGGUUGCUGGAGGAAGAUAACUAUUGAUGACUUUCUGCCUUUUGAUGAAGAAAACAAUCUCCUGCUUCCUGCGACAACCUAUGAAUUUGAACUUUGGCCAAUGCUUUUAUCUAAAGCUAUCAUUAAGCUGGCAAAUGUUGACAUCCACGUAGCAGAGAGGCGAGAACUGGGAGAGUUCAUGGUGAUUCAUGCACUCACAGGAUGGUUACCGGAAGUCAUUUCUCUCCACCCAGGAUAUAUGGACAAAGUUUGGGAGCUCUUGAAAGAAAUAUUGCCUGAGUUUAAGCUGUCAGAUGAGUCCAGCUCUGAAAACAAAAUAACAGAGAUCGAUGCCAAAUUAAAAGAACAAGGGAAAGAUGUGAAGGAUGGGAAAGAAGUGAAAGAUGGCAAAGAUGGCAAGGAAUUCAAACCUGAAGGUUCAACAACAACACUAAAAUUAUCUGAGAAAAGUGACAGAGUUUUAAAGGAGAAAGCCGAUGCAAGAGACCCUGGGAAGAAGAGGAGUAGAGAUGGAGAGAAGGAAAGAGAAAAGGAAAAAUUCAAAUGGUCACUUCAUGGUUCGAGACCUUCAUCAGAUGUACAGUACUCUCUACAGUCUCUGUUAGAUUGUUCUUCAGCAAUGCCGUCCCCUCAGAUGGUUGUAUAUGCUACCUUUACACCUCUUUAUUUGUUUGAAAGGAAGAUUUUUUUAUUAAAGAAGAUGGCUGAUUCUGCUGAGAAACUUAGAGAGUACGGGCUUUCCCACAUCUGUAGCCAUCCUCUGCUGGUGACAAGAACUAGGUCUUGUCCCCUGAUAGCACCGCCGAAACCACCUCCUGUACCUUCCUGGAAACUCCUUCGUCAAAAAAAAGAAACUGUCAUAACAGAUGAAGCUCAAGAAACAGUAAUAAAGAAGCCUGAACAGUUUCUUGAGAUUUCAAGUCCGUUUUUGAAUUAUAGAAUGACUCCGUUUACAAUUCCAACAGAGACUCAUUUUGUGCGAUCCUUUAUUAAGAAAGGGGUGCUUCCAGGAUCUGGUUUAUCUCCCCUUACUGAAAAUGAUGAAUCUUCAGUCUAUAACCAGGUAGACUUAAAUCAAUCGACGGGAACUGCAUCUCAGGGUCAUGUUGCUUCACAAGCUGUACUUGGAAAAGAUGAACCGUCAGACUGUGGACUGAAUGACACAGCCCAUCCAGCUGAGGGAAUCAGUUUGGAAAGAGAUUUGUUCAGCCAGAUAACAGCAACACAAGACAAAUCGCAGGAGGAGCUUACAACAGUAAAUAACAGCGUUUGUAAAGAAAUAUGGUUAGAUUUUGAAGACUUCUAUAUAGGCUUUCAGAAUAUAUGUAUUUUCCACAAGCCAAGUUCGUACUGUUUUAACUUUCAAAAAACAGAAUUCAAGUUCUCGGAUGAACGCAUGUCCUACUAUCUGUUUGUGGACAGUCUAAAACCUAUUGAACUGCUGGUUUGCUUUUCUGCAUUGGUACGCUGGGGAGAAUCCGGAGCUUUAACAAAAGACAGCCCCCCCAUAGAGCCUGGACUACUUACAGCUGAAACAGUUUCUUGGAAAUCUCUGAGGCCACGCGAUCUUGUUGUGAAGAUUCACACAUAUGCAACCAAGGCCGCAGUGGUUCGCCUGCCAGUUGGGAGACACAUGCUGCUCUUCACUGCGUCCUCCCCAGUGGGGCACUCCAUACACAUCUGCAGCAUGGGGACCUUUGUCGUCGGGGACGAGGAUGUUGUGCUGCCCAGCUUUGAGCCGGAGAGCUAUCGAUUUACAGAGCAGUCUUUAACAAUUUUGAAAGCUGUUGGACACGUGAUUGCUAAUUUCAAGGAUAAGGGUAGACUCUCUGCAGCCCUGAAAGAUCUGCAAACAGCUCACUACCCUAUCCCCCUGCAGGACAAAGAACUAACUGCGCAGCACUUCAGGGUUUUUCAUGUCUCUUUAUGGCGUUUAAUGAAAAAAGCCCAAAUAGCAAAACUUCCUCCCAACCUCAAAUUUGCCUUCCGUGCUAUGGUUUUGGACUUGGACUUGAUCGAUUCUUCUCUGGAAGAGGCUUCUUUAGAGGAAUGGGUAGAUAUUAAAUAUAACGUGCCAACAAGUGAUAAAGACUAUUUUUCUGAGGAAAUAGCAGCGGCAAUUAAAAUCCAAGCCAUGUGGAGAGGGACAUAUGUCAGAUUGCUUAUGAAAGCCAGGACACCAGACACAAAGGAAAAUAUCAGUGUUGCAGAUACUCUUCAGAAAGUCUGGGCUGUACUGGAACAGAAUAUAGAACAUUAUGCAAUUUCUCUCCUAAGAUUAAUGUUUAAAAGCAAGUGCAGGUCUAUGGAAUCUUACCCAUGCUAUCAAGAUGAAGACACUAAGAUUGCUUUUACUGACUAUAUAGUGACUUAUGCAGACCAACCACCAAAUACUUGGUUUAUAGUAUUCAGAGAAACAUUUUUAGUUCCUCAAGAUAUGAUUUUGGUUCCCAAAGUAUAUACUACACUUCCAGUCUGUAUGCUCCACGUUGUUAACAAUGACACAAUGGAACAAGUGCCAAAGGUGUUCCAAAAAGUGGUGCCUUAUCUUUAUACUAAGAACAAGAAAGGAUAUACAUUCGUGGCUGAAGCUUAUACUGGUGACAUGUAUAUGCCGUCAUCACGAUGGAAACUGCGCCUAAUUGGUUCUUAUCAUCCACUCCCAUUCUUGUGUCGAGACCCUCCUUGUAACACCUUUGCCAUAAAGGAAAUCAGAGAUUACUACAUACCCAAUGAUAAGAAAAUCGUAUUCAGGUAUUCACUUAAGGUUGCAUUACCACAUCCUGUUACCAUACAGGUGCGCAUGUCCAAACCAGAUGCGUUCAUCAAGCUACAGAUCCUAGAAAAUGAAGAAGUUAUCGUGAGCGCAACUGGGAAGGGCCAAGCUAUAAUUCCAGCAAUUAACUGCUUGGGGGUUGAGAAAGCCUUGAGCUCCCAGUCUAGCAAGCAAAUUCUUUUAAGUCAUGCUGCACCUAAGAAGGAGCCAGAAUUUUACAUUAAGAAGAAAUCUGCCCAGGGAAGUCAGAAAUACUAUAAAAGACUUGGAAGUGCAAUUGACACUGGUCAGCCUAUUGUGGAUGAGGAAACGACCUGUGUACCCACCACAGAAGAAAACAUGAGCACAUCACAGCAGGUAUACAAGUAUGUCAUACAGUGUUCGGUGUUAUAUAACAGUUGGCCUCUCACUGAAAGUCAGUUGAUGUUUGUUCAAGCACUAAAAGACUUAGAGAAAAAUGAUAGCAAAGCUCAUGGAGAGAAACAUGAGGAAUUAAUUACCUUGGGAAGCCCAGAUUCCCACACUAUUAGUGAGGGACAGAAAUCUUCAGGAACUUCCAGAAUAACAAGGAAAGGCAAAGAAAAGUCUUCGGAGAAAGAAAAGACAGCCAAAGAAAAACAAGCACCUCGAUUUGAGCCUCAGAUGUCCACUGCUCACCCACAACCAGAAGACCCAAAUAAACCCUACUGGAUUUUGAGGUUGGUCACUGAACACAACGAAGCAGACUUUUUUGAAGUGAAAAAAGACACAGAACGAGCAGACGAAAUCCGAGCCAUGAAGCAAGCCUGGGAAAUGACUGAGCCUGGAAGGUCAAUCAAGGCUGCCCAGGCUCGUCUCCACUAUCUCAGCCGGUUCAUUAAGAAAAUGCCUGAUGCUGAGAGUGUGCCCAUGUCUGAGAGCCAAACCAAAGCCAGAGAAGAGAUAGAAACAUCUUCAAGUGUCAUAAGAGAGUCAGACACAAAGAGUCCCAUGAGUUUAGACAGCAAAGAGACCAUACCCUCAGGGAGCACGCUGUGGAAGAAGUGGCAGCUGAGCAAGAGCUUGAAGGAUCUGGCAAAACCUACCAGCAGCGAUAGUGGAGGAUCAUCCCCAUCCUCCUUCCCUAAGGAGGAGCGUGAGCAGGGCAUGCGGAAGGAAAAUAUCAGGCCUCAAUCACGAUCCCCAACAAUUUUGGAAAUGUCUCCACAACUUAUUCGAAAAAAACUACAAUGUGUAGACUUAAGUCAAUAUGUACGUAAAACAGAAACCAAGCCUCUGUUGCGAACGGAAGAACUGAGUCAGCUGCAAGCAAUGCAGAAAGCAGAGGAGGUCCAUCAGUUCCGACAGUAUAGGACCAGAAUCCUCAGCAUUCGAGAUAUUGACCAAGAAGAAAGGAUUAAAUUAAGGGAUAGAGUUCUGGAGAUGUACAAGGAAAUGCGGGACUCCGUAGACGAAGCCCGGCAGAAGAUCCUCAGCGUCCGGGAGGAGUACCGGAACAAGCGGCUGGACGCUGAGCGCCUCCGCUUGGAGGCUCUGGCCGCCGAGGAAGCCGUCAGCCGCGUGGAGCCCGAAAAGAAGGUCCCGGCCCCGGACACACAGAAAAAAAAGAAAGGAAUGAAAAAAUAACCAGGGGAUACCCCCAAUAGAAGAGGAUCUAUUUCUAAUCACCUGUAACUUUGAGAAAAAUAAGGUUUUAGGCCAAUUGAAAAAUAGACGUUUUUCUACCUUAGAAAUAGUUUCUGUGCUUUAAUGUUCAUGUACUAGUUUUUCCCUGAAAGCUAUCAUUUGAGUAUAGAAUUUUCUAAUUUCAAUAAAAAUAGCCUCCACAUAUUUAGAAUGUAAUAAACUUUACGUGUCUCCAUCUGAAUGGCUUCAUUUUCAGUUAGUAAUGAAAAUAGGAUCGCGAGUGAACCAACAGAUUGUCUUUGAAAAAUUCAACGAGAAAAAGAGCUAUUGUUCUUCAAAGAAAUUUUGUCUCUAACUUUAAAGGCUUUAAAAUAUUUUUAAAAGUAUGCUUUAGACCUGUGCUUUAAAAAAAAAAAAAAUAGGAACCAUCGAGACACCCAGCUCAACAGUCAAGAACUACCAUGAGUUAAGCACACACUCAAAUUGCUGGAAGCCUGAAUCCUGACCUGAGUCAGGACAACCCAGGCAGACAAGCUGAUCACGUACAUCCUUCGCUAUAUGUAUCAGCAGUAUUUUUUGUGACAUAGAACAUGUUCUUUCAUGCUAGUUAAAAAGAAAAAAAUACCGCGAGUGGAUUAACUGAGAUAUGCAGUAGGAAAUUGACUUUAUCAAAAGCACAUUUCCAAUUCAUAACUUUCUCAGAUAAAAACACCCAUAGACUUUUUGAACCAGU